CAAACAAAAAAGUGUAAAAUUGAAAAUGUGUGACCAUCACAAUUUUGGAAUGUAUUUAUUUAAUUUUGAAAUCAAGAACGGUUCGCUAUUGGCCAUCUGGGCAUUUUCAUUAGUUAAAGAUUAUUCUGGUUCUAUUAAAAGGCGAGUAGACUUUUUUACAUAGUUAAAAUGCUGAUGUGCUGACAUAUAUGUCAUAAAAUAAAUUGCCUGUGUAGACGUAUAUAAGUGGUCUAUUACAAUCCUACAAAUGCGGAAAUUAUGGAUAAUAUAUUAAAGUUAUGCUUUUGUGAAUUCCCUUCUCAAAUAUUUUCAUAAAAACGAAAAAUUACAAAAUGUCAUUUGCGAUAAGUAACGUAUCCUUUAAGAGUUUAGCUGUAGUUUUGAGUUAUAAUUUAAGACUAUGCCGAAAAUACUCCUACAAAACAGUUCGCCGCCCAGACAGUGCAUUUGUAUCGCGCAAAUUAACUGCUCCACAAGUAGAACAUAUGGAGGAAAAACAAGCACCAAAUGAUCUAACAAAACACUUGAAGGCGAAAAUAUUGGCAACCGGGCCUAUUACCGUUGCUGAAUAUAUGCGCGAAAUUCUUACCAAUCCAUUAAGUGGAUACUAUAUGAAUCGUGAUGUUUUUGGACGCGAAGGGGAUUUUAUUACAUCACCGGAAAUAUGCCAAAUUUUCGGCGAGCUAGUGGCUGUUUGGGUAGUAAGUGAGUGGCGAAAAUUGGGAAGUCCAACACCUUUUCAAAUUGUUGAGUUGGGACCUGGUCGUGGUACCUUAGCACGCGAUGUACUUAAGGUGCUAGCCCAAUUUAAAUUAUCUAAAGAAUUUUCCAUUCAUAUGGUCGAGAUCAGCCCAUAUUUAAGCAAAGUACAAGCGCAACGUCUAUGUUUCAGUACAGAGACGAUAAAUGAUGAGAAUUCAACACAUUAUUUAACUGGUAAAACCGCGUCAGGCAUAAAUAUAUACUGGCAUAAGAGAUUGGAGGAUGUACCACGCAAAUUCUCCAUAGUUUUGGCGCAUGAAUUCUUUGAUGCAUUGCCGGUACAUAAGUUGCAACGCGAUGGAAAGCAAUGGAAAGAGAUCUUAAUAGAUGUUAAUAAAGCCGAUACCACUGAUAAAAAUAAAAGUCUUCCUUUCCGGUAUGUGAUCUCUAAGGCACCGACGCCGGUUUCACAUCUUUAUCAGCCAAUUCCUGAAGAGACUCGAGAUUCCCUCGAGUAUUCAUUAGAUACAGAUCGUCUUAUAAGUAUGAUGUCAGACCGCUUUGAGUGCGAAGGUGGCAUUGGGUUAAUAAUGGAUUAUGGUCAUUUUGGCGAAAACUGUGAUACGUUUAGAGCUUUCAAAAAACAUCAGUUACAUGAACCGUUAUGUGCUCCUGGUACGGCAGAUCUCACGGCAGAUGUAGACUUUAGGCAAAUCAAGCGGAUUGCUGAGGAAAACGGCAAGGUGAUAUGUUUUGGACCUGUCGAACAAGGGAGUUUUUUAAAGAAAAUGGAAGGCGACGCCCGUCUUGAGCAACUUCUUUCAAAUGCAUUGCCGGAGAAUCACGAUAUAAUCAGAAGUGGCUACAAAAUGUUAACUGAUCCAAAUCAAAUGGGAAAACGUUUUAAAUUUUUUUCAAUAUUUCCUUCCGUAUUGAAGGAACAUCUGGAAAAAUUUCCUGUUAAUGGAUUUCAAUGAACACCAAAUCCUUUUAUUUAUAAAUUGGUGAGAAUAUACAAAUUCAAGUGCAUUAUAAUAUUUAUUAAAACUUUGCUUGUUUCAGUUGUUGAUACUGUUAAAUAAAUUCCUUUUUGGUAAAAUUUAAUAUAUAUACAUAAAACGUAUGUAUAC
Molecule: messenger RNA, 1832 nt
Organism: Ceratitis capitata (Mediterranean fruit fly)
Lineage: Eukaryota; Metazoa; Arthropoda; Insecta; Diptera; Tephritidae
Product: protein arginine methyltransferase NDUFAF7 homolog, mitochondrial
Exons: 4
Coding region: 333-1679 (448 amino acids)
Biological process (GO): mitochondrial respiratory chain complex I assembly
Cellular component (GO): mitochondrion
Molecular function (GO): protein-arginine omega-N symmetric methyltransferase activity
Source: RefSeq, a predicted model, not a curated record